GGGAGAUAGGCGUGCCGUGAUAAAGGUGGGCACUGGGCAGAAGAUGUUUUGAGCAGUCUGUGUCCGAGAGAAGUUUUUAAGCCAGUAAAGAUGGAGAAUGAGACCAUCAGUGAACUGAACCAAACACAGCUUCAGCCACGAGCAGUGGUGUCCCUGGAGUACCAAGUGGUCACCAUCUCACUCGUGCUCGUUAUCUGUGGUCUGGGCAUCGUGGGCAACAUCAUGGUAGUCCUGGUGGUCUUGAGAACCAAGCACAUGAGGACGCCCACGAACUGCUACCUGGUGAGUCUGGCAGUAGCUGAUCUCAUGGUCCUGGUGGCUGCAGGCCUUCCCAACAUCACAGACAGCGUCUACGGCUCCUGGGUCUACGGCUAUGUCGGAUGCCUGUGUAUCACUUACCUGCAGUACUUGGGAAUUAAUGCAUCCUCUUGUUCAAUCACAGCCUUCACCAUUGAGAGGUACAUAGCGAUCUGCCAUCCCAUCAAAGCUCAGUUCCUCUGCACAUUUUCCAGAGCCAAAAAGAUCAUCAUCUUUGUCUGGGGUUUCACAUCCAUUUAUUGUAUGCUCUGGUUCUUUUUGCUGGAUCUCAAUAUUAGCACCUACAAAGAUGCUAUUGUGGUGUCCUGCGGCUACAAGAUCUCCCGGAAUUACUACUCACCUAUUUACCUAAUGGACUUUGGUGUCUUUUAUGUUGUGCCAAUGAUCCUGGCCACUGUCCUCUAUGGAUUCAUAGCUAGAAUCCUCUUCUUAAAUCCCAUUCCUUCAGAUCCUAAAGAAAACUCUAAGACGUGGAAAAAUGAGUCAACCCACCAGAACAAGAACUUGAAUUUAAAUACCUCUAAUAGAUGUUUCAACAGCACAGUCUCUUCAAGGAAGCAGGUCACCAAGAUGCUGGCAGUGGUGGUAAUUCUCUUUGCCCUUUUAUGGAUGCCCUACAGGACUCUUGUAGUUGUCAACUCAUUUCUUUCCAGCCCUUUCCAAGAAAAUUGGUUCUUGCUCUUCUGCAGAAUUUGCAUUUAUCUCAACAGUGCCAUCAACCCCGUGAUUUACAAUCUCAUGUCCCAGAAAUUCCGUGCAGCCUUCAGAAAGCUCUGCAACUGUAAGCAGAAGCCCAUAGAGAAACCAGCUAACUACAGCGUGGCCCUGAAUUACAGCGUCAUCAAGGAGUCAGACCAUUUCAGCACUGAGCUUGACGACAUCACUGUCACGGACACUUACUUGUCUGCUACGAAGGUGUCAUUUGAUGACACCUGCUUGGCUUCUGAAGUCACCUUUAGUCAAAGCUGACUCAUGAAUUAGAAGAAAAUGGACCACAAAGUAAGUAAGAAUCUGUGCAGUUCCCAACGAAAGAGAGGAAAUAGCCAAUACUUGUGGGUGAAGACAGAACAGAUACAAUCUUUGCCAAAGCUCUACAAAUCC
Otolemur garnettii (small-eared galago) is the source of this 1419-nucleotide messenger RNA. It is a transcript of the gene TRHR, whose product is annotated as thyrotropin releasing hormone receptor. Gene Ontology annotation, molecular function: thyrotropin-releasing hormone receptor activity. Bases 91 to 1287 code for a protein of 398 amino acids. The record is from RefSeq and is a predicted model, not a curated record. Gene Ontology annotation, biological process: phospholipase C-activating G protein-coupled receptor signaling pathway. Lineage: Eukaryota; Metazoa; Chordata; Mammalia; Primates; Galagidae. The transcript is spliced from 2 exons. Gene Ontology annotation, cellular component: membrane.